Cyprinodon variegatus (sheepshead minnow) is the source of this 1108-nucleotide messenger RNA. Its product is annotated as indian hedgehog B protein-like. Gene Ontology annotation, biological process: cell fate specification; multicellular organism development; cell-cell signaling. The record is from RefSeq and is a predicted model, not a curated record. The annotation marks the transcript as partial. The transcript has 3 exons. Lineage: Eukaryota; Metazoa; Chordata; Actinopteri; Cyprinodontiformes; Cyprinodontidae. Gene Ontology annotation, molecular function: patched binding; calcium ion binding.
GGGGAGGGCAGGACUGGCAGGGUGCGGUCUGAAGUGGCAACAGAUCACCGUGAAUCGCCCAAUUCCCUUCAAAUCAACUGGAAAGCUACAGAUUGUCGCAUCUGGGGAAGUCCAGAGGAGGGCAACGAGUGAAACGAGCGCGCAAGGGGCUUGUGCGCAAGAGAGAGGGGGGCAGAGAAACCACAACACUGCAACUUGGAUGUCAGCGGCCGCACUCUCUCUCUUUGACUCUCACACCCACCAAAUCGACUUUGAACCUGUUUGUUUAAAUACACGGACUUUACAGCCACUUAUUGCUGACUCCAGUCAGGCGGUUCAGAGCGGAGUUCCUCUCAUCUGUAGGCAUAAAAAAAAGCUUUUUUGGUAUUCCAAUGGUGCCUCAUGAAGACACGGGGUUGACCUUAUUUCAUCCAAUAUUUACGGGUGCGUCGAUUUAUUUUUCACGGUAAAAUGGGAACUAAACUGGAGAGGCACUGAAGACAUCUCUCUCUCUCUCCCCCCGGGAGAGUCCUCCCACCUUUCCCCGGGGCGAUGCGGAUCUCCUUCCUCCUUCUCGCAGCCUCUCUGUGCGCCUCUGUCCUCCUCCUCGCACCUGUCUCGGAGGGCUGCGGGCCGGGGAGAGGAUACGGCAAGAGGCGGCUCCCCAAGAAGCUCAUCCCGCUCGCCUACAAGCAAUUCAGCCCGAACGUUGCCGAGAAGACUUUGGGAGCAAGCGGGCGACCCGAGGGAAAAAUUACCCGCAACUCCGAGCGCUUCAAGGAGCUCACCCCGAACUAUAACACUGAUAUAAUCUUUAAAGAUGAAGAGGACACCGGUGCAGACAGACUCAUGACUCAGCGGUGUAAAGACAAGCUAAACUCUUUGGCCAUCUCUGUGAUGAACAUGUGGCCAGGUGUGAAGCUCAGAGUAACAGAGGGAUGGGAUGAGGACGGCCAUCACUCAACAGACUCUCUACACUAUGAGGGGCGUGCUGUGGAUAUCACCACCUCAGAUAGGGACAGAAAUAAGUACGCCAUGUUGGCCCGCUUGGCUGUAGAGGCAGGAUUUGACUGGGUCUAUUACGAGUCCAAAGCCCACAUUCACUGUAGCGUCAAGUCAGGUAAGACCA